AUGCCCGCCUCACAAGAUAGUACGCCAAUACCGUUGGGCGUGGUCGCUUCCAGGCGCAAUGCUAACACCGAUGGCUAUUCUCCCAUAAGCCGUCGUUACCUCGUUGAAAAUACCCACCUCUCAGCCCCCAUCAAUCCUCCACUACCACCCAUCUUCGCCCUGAGCACACCAACAAAGCCUUGCCACGCCGGUGGAACCCUAACACGCCACCUUACCGCCAGCUCUGCCGCUAUCUACUUGCCGGCCACUACGCCUCCAAUUCCAAUCGAUCUCGAGCUUCACUCGAGCUUGUAUACUGGAGCGAAGCUCCACAAUUUCGUUAGUGCAGAAAUCAAUCCAGUGCUAAAUGUCUUCUUGAACCCGUCAACGCCCAUCCGCAACGGAUCCUUUCAUGGACAAUCUCAUUAUAUUGCUAGAGGCAUCAUACCAGCGUUAUACGUUUCUGACUGGAGCACAGGAAGAACGUCAUUACGCGAGAUGCGUUUAUUCUACCUAUCUUUCCCGGACCCCCUCCCUAGCGCAAAAAGGGACGCGGAAGAUAGGGGCGUCGAAACACGUGACGGCAUUUUGGUUGUCGCAUCCUUCUACUUCUCUGUAUCGCUUUCAGUGAUUUCCUUGCACAAGAACGGAAGCCGAGACUCCACGUCGAUGAAGGGAGAACAAAGCGCUGUGAUGUCGCCAACCGAUGUCCCAGAAGGCGACUCCCAAACCCGGGACCGUCUGCCUUUUGUGCCUACUUGCCAGCCGCCGUCUUUGACAUCUAGCCUGGGCCUUCUCAAGGGCCCAUUCUCGGAAGAUGCUUACGGACCUCUCUUACACGCAGGACGGAUACUUUGGCUUGCAAGAGUGCCCGGUUGCAGUCCGACCGUGAGGUAUUCGACGUCGCAAGGUCUCGACAACAGAUGCUCGCGAUUCAUCGCUCAACCUCACAUAAUUUCGGCUGCGUCGUAUCCCUCAGGUUACUCAAGUGGCUCUACUAGAACGACCCAUCGCUUCAUGGCAGAAGUGACCACCCACCUAUCCGAAUUUCGAGAGGCGAAGGAGUUGGUGCAGGUAGUGGCCGAUGCUUUUGAAGCCCACUCUCAGUUGUAUUCCAAGUGCAAUGUUCUCCACAAAAAUGUUAACGACAACACGAUAUUGAUACUCUAUGCCACUGGUCGGGGAGUGUUGGCUGACUGGGAUCAAGUGACGAGAGAACACGGAAUCGGCCAGCCAGCAAGUUCAGAGAGACAGGCUGGGCCGGCCCGGCGAAAAACCACCAGUCCUGCCGAAGAGGCCAAAAGACAUUCUUAUCGCACUGGCACUUGGUAUUAUCUGUCGUCGAGGCUUCUUGACGUGCCGUUUAAAUUACACACCGUUCAAGACGACAUUGAGUCCUUUUUCCAUGUCCUGUUCUACUACUGCCUGGAAUUCGUCCAUCACAACCGAGGCGACGACGAAGUCAAGUGCAUAAUCAACGAUGUCUUCGAGGAAUCCACUUAUGAUCCCGUCCUGGGUUAUCACCAAGGCGGAAAGGGGAAGAGACUCAUGUUCUUGAUACAUCGACACUUCAAGCCGGUCGGGUUCAACUUUCCCAACAACAGCCCCCUUAUGGACUGGAUUCGCGGAACGCAUUCAGCUCUCCGACAAUACUACGUGUACCUUCAAAACACAGAGGACGGUGACUCUGGAGCAGAUGACCUCCCUGGGGUGUCUAGCAAACCACCGCCAUUUGAGUCUCUUGCUAUCUAUGAUCACACCUAUCUCCGUAACCUCUUCGCCACGUCCCUCGCUCAGAAUACCUGGUCGCGCGAGCGCAAGGGUGUUAUCGUCACGAAGCGCUCCCGUCCACGUGUGACCAGGGCAAGCAGCAAAAACACUUAUGACCGAGAUGAUUGUGAAGACCUUCCUCCUACACCCUCCAAGCGCGCAAGAACAGACCGAUUUAUCCUCCCAACGAAGACACCGUCAUAG
Molecule: messenger RNA, 1953 nt
Organism: Cyclocybe aegerita
Lineage: Eukaryota; Fungi; Basidiomycota; Agaricomycetes; Agaricales; Hemipholiotaceae
Source: the annotation of a GenBank genome assembly